This is a messenger RNA of Triticum aestivum (bread wheat), 1608 nucleotides long. Its product is annotated as transcription factor MYB77-like. The transcript has a single exon. The record is from RefSeq and is a predicted model, not a curated record. Lineage: Eukaryota; Viridiplantae; Streptophyta; Magnoliopsida; Poales; Poaceae. The coding region runs from base 321 to 1316 and encodes 331 amino acids.
GCGUGACGUCCAGCCCCGCCUGGCCUGGCCUGGCCUGGCCCGGCACAUCGCGCGCGCACGCCGUGUAGCCAGCCGGGCAUGCAAAUGCGUCCAUCGCCGGCGGUUCGCGGGUGACGCCGGCCAGGGGCAACCAUCCGUCCCACGCACCGCCCGCCGGAAACCACCGAAAACGCCCAAAAACCCCACGGAAAACGCCCGAAACGCGAAACUGUAAAGCGCGCCCGCCCACCUAACACGCCCGCAGCAGCACACGAACCAACCAACGCCCCGCAUCCCGUCCCCCGGCCCAACCGCACGCCCACGUCCACGUACCUCCUUAUAUGCACAACCCCCGCGGCAGCCGCAGCCGACAGACCGAGACCGACGCGGCUAGAGAGGGGAGAGGAGGCAUGCCGGACGGCGGGGGCGGGUCGGAUGGCGCGGGCGCGGGGGCGGGGAGGAUCAAGGGGUCGUGGAGCCCCGAGGAGGACGAGCUGCUGCGCGACGCCGUGGCGCGCCACGGGGCCCGGAACUGGACCGUCAUCAGCGCCGAGAUCCCCGGCCGGACGGGCAAGUCCUGCCGCCUGCGCUGGUGCAACCAGCUCAGCCCCGGGGUGCACCGCCGCGCCUUCACCCCCGACGAGGACCGCCUCAUCUUCGACCUCCACAGCAAGCACGGCAACAAGUGGGCCACCAUCGCGCGCAAGCUCGUCGGCCGCACCGACAACUCCGUCAAGAACCACUGGAACUCCACGCUCCGGAAGCGCCGCAGGGCGGCCGCGGCCGCCGCCACCGCCGGCAACGCGGCGGGCGGGCCCGCCUUCGCGCCCGCCUCUGCCAUGUCGUUCCAAUCUGUGGAUCUCACCAAGGGCGGGGAGGACGACUACGACGACGACGACGGCGACAGCGACAGCGACGGCUCGGUGGAACCGCCCGCCAGCGCCAAGCGGCCCCGCGUGGACGUCGUCCCUCCCGCGGUGAAGGUGGACGACCGGGCGCCGCCGCCCGACCCGCCCACGUCGCUGUCGCUCAGCCUGCCGGGAACCGGGGUCGGCGCCGUCAUCCCGCCGACUCCCCCGGCGCCGGUGCCAGCGCCAGCGCCGGCGAAGGAGCCCUGGAUGGAGAGCGCGAGGGCGAUGCUGGAGCAGAACCCGUGGUUCAUGGAGGCGAUGAAGCGGAUGGUCGAAGACGAGGUGCGGCGGCAAAUGGGCAGCGUGUGCUCCAUCAUGGCGUCCCUGGGCAGGGCCGGCGCGGCGGCGGCCACCCUGCCGACGGCCAGGGUCGACCGAUCAGAAACGCACCCGGCAGGCGGUCGAGACCAACGGACGGACGGAUAGACGUACGAGACGCGUCAAGAAGCGGCUGCAUUGCAAGUUUCACUCAACUCCUCGUUGUCACUCGUCGAUCUCGUCCAUGUCCGUCUCCAUCUCCAUUUCCGUCCCCUGCUAGUAGAAUCUAGCUAGCUUUUUUUUGUUGUUUUAUUUACCUUAGAAAUUACAUCUUCAAGAGAAACAGAAGCAUUUCGGAUGAGCACUGUGUUUCCUGUGAAUUAGUUGGGCCGGUUGGAUCGACGGAUUGGUGCUAUUUUCCUGCUGGGGAGUUCGUUCGGGUGUGGUUGCGAUUAUCACU